AUGGGAGUUUUUGAGGAAGACUGCGUAGUUCGCGUCUCAGCACUCAUCAAAUUAUGGGUUUCUGAAGGAUUUCUAAGACCAGUAAGUGGCAAAAGCUUGGAAACAACUGCAAAAGAGUACUACUUACACGACCUAGUUGAAAGAAACCUCAUUCUAGUUCACGAAUUAGGGUCUACCGGAAACAUAAAGUUGUGCAAAAUUCAUAAUCUUCUAAGAGAUGUUUUGUGGAGAGAAGCCGAGAAAGAGGGCUUUUACAAUGUGAUGGGGCAAUUUAAGUUCCAAGGCUUGAAAGGGAAACGCCGUGUUGUUAUAACAAGAAGCACUUCAAAGAAGGAGGCUGAUGAUGCCUUGCAACGUUUGCCACUUGCUCGUUCUGUUGUAUGUCAUAAUAAGGAAAUCCAACCGCUGCCUAAGUCGAGACUGCUGAGGACAUUGAAAUCAUAUGAUAGAGAUGCCUAUGGAAGCCAUGAUUAUUUGUUGGAUGAUUUGAUCCGGUUUGUUAACCCGCGGUAUCUUGCUGUUGGAGUUGAUAAGGAGUUCCAAUUCACUUCUUCAUUCAAUCUUCUUUGGAAUGUUCAAACGAUUAUUAUCUUGUGUUCCACAUGUGUGUGUGCACCAUAUCAAGUUUGGGAUCAGAUGCCUCAACUUAAGCAUGUUGAGUUUCACAAAGAAGAUUUGUAUCUCCCGAUUCCUCAAAAAAGAAAGAUUGUUGCUAUGAAGAAUCUACAAACGCUCAAAGGAGUGUGUUUCUCGAUGAUUGAUAAGACAACUUUGUCUCUAAAAAUCCCCAAUAUAAAGAAAUUGGGAGUGACACGUGGAGGACUCCCCGAUCUCGACUGUCUGAAUAAACUCGAGUCGUGUUGUUAUUGGGGCGCGCAAGAUGUGAAUGAUAACAUCUUCCAACACUCUCUCAAGAAGUUGAGUUUGGGAUCAAACACCUAUUAUUGGGAAGUGAAGGAAAGGCUGCUAGCAAAGAUAGGUGCAUUACCUCUUCUUGAGAAGCUUAAAUUGGAACGAGCUCAAUUCAAAUUGAAGCAGUGGAAAACAAGUGAAGAUCAGUUCAAAUUCUUGGAACUGAAAUGGUGUAUUCUGGAAUCUUGGAUAACAGAGAGCUCCCACUUUCCGCACCUUGAGCGGCUUCAUCUUUAUGGAUCAAAAGAGUUGGAGGAGAUCCCUCCGGAAAUUUGUGAGAUACCAACGCUGCAAUCAUUUGACUUGGAAUAUUGUAGUGAAUCAGUGGUGGAGUCCGCAAAGGCGAUAGCAGAGGAACAAGAGGAAUUACAAGUUCGUGUUGUGCUCCUCAAAAACAACCACAACCAAGCAUUGCCGAACCUCGCAAGUCGCAACUUUCUAGUUGAAUUUGCGGAUCUUUAG
Salvia miltiorrhiza (redroot sage) is the source of this 1374-nucleotide messenger RNA. Its product is annotated as putative late blight resistance protein homolog R1A-3. Gene Ontology annotation, biological process: protein folding. NCBI's taxonomy places the organism in Eukaryota, Viridiplantae, Streptophyta, Magnoliopsida, Lamiales, Lamiaceae. The coding region runs from base 1 to 1374 and encodes 457 amino acids. Gene Ontology annotation, molecular function: alpha-tubulin binding. The transcript has a single exon. The record is from RefSeq and is a predicted model, not a curated record.